CCUCUAUCGAAACAUGGCGCUGCGAAGGAGGGGUAGUUUCUUUCGGACCCUGAAAAAUGUUGAACCUGAAUACGACAAUGUCACAAUGGACAGGGGGAUAUCUGCUGCUGCACAGAACAAAUGGGUAUUUGAAAUUGCAUGGGAAGUGGCGAACAAAGUGGGUGGAAUCUACACUGUGAUCAAAACUAAGGCUCCCACGACAGUUGAAGAACUGGGAGAACAGUACUGCUUGAUGGGGCCAUACAACCAAUCCUGUGUCCGAACCGAAGUUGAGAUUCUGGAGCCACACAAUUCUGUGUUUAAAGAGAGCAUACAAGCAAUGCGUGAUGCAGGUAUCAAGGUUUACUUCGGUCGGUGGCUGAUAGAUGGAUACCCUAAAGUGAUCCUGUUUGACAUAGGCUCGGCGGCUUGGAAGCUGGAUGAGUUUAAACACGAGUUGUGGGAGAAGUCGAACAUCGGCAUACCGUGGCAUGAUCGUGAGGCAAACGAUGCUGUGAUAUUCGGUGCUUUAGUAUCGUGGUUCCUGGAUGAGUUCCGUAACCGUCUCCUUGGCGAGCCCCUGGUGAUCUGUCACUUCCACGAGUGGUUGGCCGGAGUGGGUCUCCUCUACGCCCGCACCAGGAAACUGGACAUCAGCACCAUCUUCACAACUCACGCCACACUCCUGGGUCGAUAUCUGUGUGCUGGAAAACUGGACUUCUACAAUAACCUUGAUAGUUUCAACCUCGACAAGGAAGCAGGAGACCGACAGAUCUAUCACCGGUACUGUAUGGAGCGGGCGGCCGUCCACUGCGCUCACGUCUUCACAACUGUGUCCGACAUAACUGGCGUAGAGGCAGAACAUCUACUUACACGCAAACCAGAUGUGAUCACACCCAAUGGGUUGAACGUGAUCAAGUUCAGCGCCAUCCACGAGUUUCAGAACCUGCAUGCUGUAUACAAGGAGAAACUACACGAGUUUGUUCGUGGUCACUUUUAUGGACAUUAUGACUUCAACCUGGACAAGACAUUGUAUGUCUUCACUGCUGGCCGGUACGAGUUUUCAAACAAGGGCGUGGACAUAUUUAUAGAGUCACUGGCUCGACUGAACCAUUAUUUGAAGGCUUCAGGAAGUGACAUGACCGUGGUGGCAUUCCUCAUCCUUCCAGCCAAGACCAACAACUUCAACGUGGAGUCUCUCAGAGGGCAGGCUAUUGCCAAACAGCUCCGGGAAACAGUGCAGCAUGUACAGAACUCUGUCGGGAAGAGGAUGUUUGAAAUCUGUUUAAGAGGCAGUAUACCAAACGGCGAUGACCUCCUGGAACAGGAUGAUGUGGUGAAACUCAAGAGAUGUAUAUAUGCAGCACAACGUCACAGUCUUCCCCCUAUAUGUACUCAUAAUGUAGUCGACGACCAUGAUGACAAGGUCCUCAACGCUCUGCGGAGAUGUCAACUUUUUAACAAGAGAGAAGAUAGGGUUAAGGUUAUAUUUCAUCCAGAAUUUCUUAAUUCCACUAAUCCACUUUUUGGUUUGGAUUAUGAAGACUUUGUGAGAGGCUGCCAUCUUGGUGUCUUCGCCUCCUAUUAUGAGCCCUGGGGAUACACACCAGCGGAGUGCACUGUGAUGGGCAUCCCCAGCAUCUCCACCAACCUGUCCGGCUUCGGCUGCUUCAUGAAUGAACACAUAGCAGACCCCAAGUCCUAUGGUAUCUACGUUAUAGACCGGAGGUUCAAGAGCCCUGAGGACUCGAUCAAGGAGCUGGCUCAGCACAUGUUUGACUUCACAUGCCUGUCGCGGAGACAGAGAAUUAUACAGAGGAACCGCACAGAACGACUGAGUGAGCUGUUGGACUGGAGGAACCUUGGGAUCUAUUAUCGGAAGGCCAGGUCUCUGGCUCUACAGCAGACACAUCCAGAGGCAUGUUUGGAGGACAGUCUCGCGGGCAAGCACUUCCUGUAUCCAAAGCCAGCAUCGGAGCCACCGUCUCCAUCCAUGUCUCGGUCAUCGACUCCAGCACCAUCAGAUGGAGAGGAUGAGGAAGAGGAUGAGGAAGAUGACCCUCGUUACCAUGACGAUGAAGCUUGAGCUACCUAUAGUAUUAUGUUUCCAAUGGGAUGAACAAUGUUGCAUAUGAAACUAAUUCCGAUGAUCAGGGGAGAUAAUACUAUAUUCAUCUGUCACUCGCCACAAAAAUAUACUUCUGGAGAGCAGUGUCCGACAACUUGAAUCAACAAGGGAGGUAACUGGGAACAAUUCAUUUCUACCUCUAGUUCAACUGAUGGAGACUGGAUUGAUGGAGUGUGGCAUUGCUUGAAUAAACUGAAUAUUACAAAAGCAAACACUGCUUGUAUUUUACAUAGUAUCCUUAAGUACAUACUUUCACAAGUAUUUCAUUUAGUGAAUUAUAUAGUUAAUUUGUAUGGUGUACUUAUUUGGUGAAAAAGAUAUUCAUCAGGUGUGAAAUUCUUUUUUGAAUACAUUAUAUUGGAUACGAUAUUCAAAUUGCAAUCUCAUUAAGAUGAGAUCUUUUACUUGGACAAUAUCUGUAAAUGAUGAUCUAUUGAUCCCUCUCCAUAGGAGGUCACUUCAGGUGAACACUGGGAAGUUUGACUACCCAGUCCAAAUGAAAUAUGUUUAGCUUUCUUCAGAUUUCAAGUACAAUUUCAGCUUUUCAUCAACCUCAAUUUUAUAAUUACAAUCAUAGCAAAUAAAACUGCCAAGAAUGUAUGUACCCUUGAAAGUACAUCUUCAUGAUGUAAGUGCCACUCAAAACAUUUUCUUUAAGAAUGCAAUAGCACCACGUUUUUGCAUUCUGAACUAAUUUAAUUUUUAUAGCCUUUAAUACUGAUUGGUUGAUUAGAAAGUUCAUCUGAUGGGGGCCUCCCAUGACGGUGUAAUCAGAUCCUCGUUAUGAGAGGUAGUGGUUAUGAAUAGUGAUCCAAUUUUACUGAGAUCAUCGCUGUUACCAUAUGUAUGUAUCACAUCUGUGUUGCACCAGAUGAGUGUAUUUGGAUUGAAACAUUGAAUAUAAUGUGUGAUAAUAAAUUAUAAUACUGUU
Messenger RNA from Haliotis rubra (blacklip abalone), 3038 nucleotides. Its product is annotated as glycogen [starch] synthase-like. The record is from RefSeq and is a predicted model, not a curated record. Gene Ontology annotation, cellular component: cytoplasm. NCBI's taxonomy places the organism in Eukaryota, Metazoa, Mollusca, Gastropoda, Lepetellida, Haliotidae. The transcript is spliced from 16 exons. Gene Ontology annotation, molecular function: alpha-1,4-glucan glucosyltransferase (UDP-glucose donor) activity. The coding region runs from base 14 to 2065 and encodes 683 amino acids. Gene Ontology annotation, biological process: glycogen biosynthetic process.